This is a messenger RNA of Heterobasidion irregulare TC 32-1, 699 nucleotides long. RefSeq lists its product as uncharacterized. NCBI's taxonomy places the organism in Eukaryota, Fungi, Basidiomycota, Agaricomycetes, Russulales, Bondarzewiaceae. The record is from RefSeq and is a predicted model, not a curated record. The coding region runs from base 1 to 699 and encodes 232 amino acids. The transcript is spliced from 3 exons. Gene Ontology annotation, cellular component: SHREC complex; rDNA heterochromatin. Gene Ontology annotation, biological process: silent mating-type cassette heterochromatin formation.
AUGCCACCGUCAACCCUUGAAUGGGUCGAAAGGGUCCGUCGAGUGAACAGGCUCGGCGCUUCCCACGCCGGCCAAGGACCUUCCUUAUUGAAUCGUGCACCGGCUCAUGCACCGAUGUCAUUGACAACUCGGUUGCCUAUCGUCCCACCAAGAACACACAAUGUCAAGGAAGGCGCGUUUACGAUAGAUAAUAACAUCAUCAAUAUUCAUGUGUCCGACGGUGAUGAAAGUCGGCGCCCACCACCUGAUCAUUGCGAGAAUGCAAAGUUUUCGGUGUUUAAGCCUGUGGCUCUUGAUGACAAGGUGUCAGUUAGAUGGAGGAGGUCAAUUGGAAGGUAUCUAGCAGUAGAGACUUUAAAGAAAGAUUUGAAUGCCAAAGAGCCAGUAUGGACACUCAAACAAUUUCCAAAAGGAUAUGCAUUAUAUGACCAUCAAACAGGAAGAAUAUUAGAGAAAAAAAAUCCUAGACAUGAUUUUUAUCUUUAUGGACAUACCCAGCGCUUUCGGUCUCCAGAAGAAUUUGUGCUUCAUGUGGAAUGGCUGAUGUGCAAUAUGCCUCUUAAGAGCAAUGGUCAUCCUAAUUGUCGGUGCAAAUAUUGUGGCAAAACGAAGCAAUUGGAUAUCAAUGCCAAGCUUUUAAGGAAAAGGGUUUCCAUUCACAAUAACAAUCACAAUUUAGGAGAAAGAAGAAGAAGAUGA